Messenger RNA from Arabidopsis thaliana (thale cress), 1962 nucleotides. It is a transcript of the gene CHC1, whose product is annotated as SWIB/MDM2 domain superfamily protein. The transcript is spliced from 3 exons. The record is from RefSeq and is marked reviewed. NCBI's taxonomy places the organism in Eukaryota, Viridiplantae, Streptophyta, Magnoliopsida, Brassicales, Brassicaceae. The coding region runs from base 142 to 1746 and encodes 534 amino acids. Gene Ontology annotation, cellular component: nucleus.
CCGGACAGUAAAAUAGAUAGCUCCGGUGGGCAUUUGUUUUUGUUUUCUCUCUCGAGUCUCGACAACUGAGAAGCAACGGAACACCGGUGAAUCCCGGAAAGAAGGUGAAUCAAAAAAGCAGGCUGAUAGGUUUAUAUAGCAAUGUCUGGUAACAACAACAAUCCACAAAAGCCUCAAGGCUCUGCGCCUUUGCCUUUUGGGAAUCCUGGGAUGGCCUCUGCAUCUGUUCCUGGAAACCAAGGUUUUGCUCAGUCUCAUAUGGCAGCUAACUUUCAAGCUCAGUUUCAGUUCUCUCAAGCUCAGGCCCUAGCCCAUGCUCAAGCACAGUCUAAAGUUCAAGCACAACUGCAAGCUCAGUUACAAGCUCAAGGCAUGACGAUGAACCAAGCACAAGGUUCUCCGGGGAUUGGUGGCUUGGGUCCUUCUUCUCCUUCUUUGACGACUCCUGGAAGUUUAAACAUGAAGAGAUUCCAGCAGAAACCGCCGAUGCGACCUCCUGGUGCUCCUGCGAGUAACAACACUAUCUCCCCAAUGAGAACAAUGGAGUUAACUCCUGCUGCUCGGAAAAAGAAACAAAAGCUUCCAGAAAAGUCAUUGCAGGAGCGGGUGGCUGCAAUCUUGCCAGAGUCUGCCUUAUACACACAACUUCUGGAGUUUGAGUCUCGGGUUGAUGCUGCGUUAACUAGAAAGAAAGUUGACAUCCAGGAAGCCCUUAAAAACCCUCCCUGCAUACAGAAGACUCUUAGGAUCUACGUUUUCAACUCGUUUGCUAACCAAAACAACACGAUCCCUGGGAAUCCUAAUGCUGACCCGCCAACAUGGACUCUUAAAAUUAUUGGUAGGAUACUGGAAGAUGGGGUGGAUCCCGACCAGCCAGGGUUUGUUCAGAAAGCAAACCCAUUGCAUCCCAAAUUCUCGUCUUUCUUCAAAAGGGUUACAGUUUCCCUGGAUCAGAGGCUGUAUCCUGAGAACCCAUUGAUCAUAUGGGAGAAUGCUCGAUCACCUGCUCCUCAGGAAGGCUUUGAGAUAAAGAGGAAAGGGAAUCAGGAGUUUGCUGCUAGUAUACGGUUGGAGAUGAACUACGUCCCUGAAAAGUUCAAGCUUUCUACUGCAUUGAUGGAUGUUCUCGGGAUUGAGGUUGAAACCCGCCCAAGAAUCAUCGCUGCAAUUUGGCAUUACGUUAAGGCGAGGAAACUGCAGAACCCAAAUGACCCCUCUUUCUUCAACUGUGAUGCUGCACUUCAGAAAGUUUUUGGAGAAGAAAAGUUGAAAUUCACUAUGGUCUCUCAGAAAAUAUCUCAUCACUUGUCGCCUCCACCACCUAUUCACUUAGAACACAAAAUCAAGCUCUCAGGAAAUAAUCCGGCCGUAUCAGCAUGUUACGAUGUGCUAGUGGAUGUACCCUUCCCGAUCCAAAGAGAUCUGAACAAUUUGCUAGCCAACGCAGAGAAGAACAAAGAGAUUGAGGCUUGUGAUGAAGCAAUAUGUGCAGCCAUAAGGAAAAUCCAUGAGCAUAGGAGGAGGCGGGCAUUUUUCUUGGGGUUCAGCCAAUCGCCAGUUGAAUUCAUAAACGCCCUGAUCGAAUCUCAGAGCAAGGAUCUAAAGGUCGUUGCGGGAGAAGCCAGUCGAAAUGCUGAGAGAGAACGUCGAUCAGACUUCUUCAACCAACCUUGGGUCGAAGAUGCAGUUAUACGUUACUUGAACCGGAGGCCAGCAGCUGGGAACGAUGGGCCAGGGAGUUGGUGAGUUUCUUGACGAUACAAGUCUCUUCAUCUGUUUGAGCAUUUUUAGUAGAAGAUAUUGUUGAGAUUAGUCUGGUUUAAAAGUGAACUAGUGUAUCUGUAAUCUUGUGUAUGUUGAAACAUUACUACUUUAUAUAAUUAGCUUUGUUUUGUAGCCUUUGCGUUAAUGGUUAAGUCAUGUUUUUAUUAGCAAAAGGAAAAUAACAUUGGCAUUAUUAAA